Messenger RNA from Porites lobata, 1925 nucleotides. The record is from the annotation of a GenBank genome assembly. NCBI's taxonomy places the organism in Eukaryota, Metazoa, Cnidaria, Anthozoa, Scleractinia, Poritidae.
AUGGGGCACUGUGCCAAGUUUGGUGCAUACACCAUAUUAUGUUGUACAGCCAUUCCAUCCAUAAUCCAUUUUGCACUUGUACAGGUAUGCACAACAUGGAUGGCUACAAUAAUAUUCUCUUUUUGAGCAAAGCAAAAAAUUUUUGCUAGGUUUACAUUCUUAGAUCCACAGUAAAUUUCAAAGUAUUGUGAACACAUGCAAUUAUUGCAAAGUGCUUAAGGUAACUAAACGAAAUUAUGUUGAUAUUUUCCUUUUUCAGAGGAAUCAAGCUGGCAACAGCCCUGCAAUGGAGUUCAUGGGUUUUCAGCUGUGCAUGAACUUCCUUGCUGGAUGUGGCAUUGUAAUAACCACCUUUAUCUCAGACCGUCACACCCAGAUUGCAGCCUACGUCAAGACAGUCCUCAAACACAUCACACAAUACUUUGACCUCUGGCAUUUAAAGAAAAGUGAGAUUAAAACUUAGUCAUCUACUCUGACUCCAACAGCUCCCCAUUGUGUUUUGAGCAGCAACAUGUCUUACUUAGAAAUCUUGAGAAAACUUACAGAAAGCCUAUGGGUCAAACCUCGAUGACAUUAGUUAGAAUUUUUAUUUAAUAAUCUUAUAACUUCUCCGUUGCUUUUACAUGUAUAACAGUUGUUGUCAUAAGCAGUUAUAACAUCUGAAUUUGAUUUAAUCAUUGAAGAUUAUACCCUUACAACAAUGCACAUGUCAUAUCCAGUUCACAUUAUUAUAGUACUGGGUUUAAGGUUUUAGCUAGAAAACAGCUAUGUAAGUAAUAAUAACAGUUGUAGGAGGCAAAAUAGGCUUUGGUUUGAACCUCUCUUCAAUAAAUCAAUAAUUUUUGUGUUUUUAUUAAUUUGUAAAUAGAGAUCAAGAAACUAAUUUCAAAACUUGCAAAAGAGAAAGACAAUGAGCAGCUCAAGGAGUGGAUAAAGCCAUGCACAAACCAUCUUCACUGGAGUGCUACAACCACACCAAGUGGAAAUGGAAAAAUCAUCUGGGCUAAGUUUAAAUCAUUCCUAAGCCACAUUGUUAACAAACAUUCGGACUUAGACGAUCCUCUCUUUAAUAAAUGUGCCCAUGGAGAGAUUAAUGAUAGGACAUGGCUUCAGACAGGUGAGAAAAUCUCCCACCCUAACACUUGUGAUGGUCAGUUGUUUUCUAAUGUGGUUUUGAUUUAGACUUCAAGUAGUCUUUCUUUUUUUAGCCUGCAAAGUGAAAUGCACAAGACACAAAAAUGAUUUAGUGUGUGACUCAAGGCGUGAGAUGAAAGAGGCGAGAAAAAGUGGGCUCUGCCCUCGCUUCUUUCUUCUCCCAGCUUGACGCUCAUACCUUUUCCUCAUUAAAUGUGAAGAAGAGAAAAAGGAAAGAAACUGCUCGCAGUCAAGUUUGAUUUCUUCCAUGUUGUUAAAUCAAUAUCCCUAUUUUUAUAACUCAUUCUUUGCUUCUGUGAGAGUGUAGCAAAUUUUACUCAAAUACACACUGUUAUUAGUUCCGAUCAUUACUGUUUUUGUCUUCAACAGAUGACAAAGCCUAUGAAAGGUUAUGCAAAGUACUGACAACUAACAGCCUGAAGAAAGGGAUUCAACAGGCAUCACCAAUCGACCAAACAGAUUGCUUGGAAGGGUUCCAUUCUGUACUAAAUCAGUUUGCCCCAAAGAUGAUUGCAUAUUCUUAUGUUGGGAUGCUUUGCAGGUAGUUGUAAUACAGGCAUAUCAAGGGGAGGGCUGCGAGAGGUGUACUUCCUUCAGAAACAGCUUUAUCUUCUUUUCUUCCGAAUAUUUUUAUUAGUAUAACCUGGACAGUUGCCAAUAAAAAUUAAUGUUGUUAUGGCAGUGCAUCCCACUAUGCAAAUAAUGGUACCCUACUGGCUGCUAACAUUUCAAGUACAAACAUUGUGUAAUUUUUUAAUCUAUUUUCCAGG